AUGACGAUGCAAUGUGAGAGGAGUGGUGAAUACAAGCCACUUAAGACGAGGAAGAAACCGAAGCUUGAAGGCACGAGCUCAAGGAAGUGUAAUUGUCUGUUUAGGUUGAAAUGUUUCUUUGAAAAAAAAAAACAAGAAUGGUGGAUUGCAAUGCUUUGUGGAGUUCACAACGAUGACUUGGCGCCAAAUUUAUCCGGCCACCUUCUUGCGGGUCGACUAAGAGGGGAGGAGAAGCAAAGAGUUAUCAACAUGACAAAGAGCUUGGCAAAGCCUAGGAAUAUUCUCACAGAUUUGAAGGAAAAAAACAAAGAAAGUGUGACACUCAUCAAGCAAGUGUAUAAUGCACGAACUAGAUGGCGCAAGGGGCAAAGAGAGGACAAGACCGAGUUGCAAUACUUGAUUACAGAGUUGGAGAAGCAUCGAUAUGUCUACUUCACAAGAGCUAAUAGCGAGGAAACCACACUUGAAGAUUUAUUCUUUGCUCAACCAAAAUCAAUUGAUAUGCUCAACAUUUUGCCACCGUUUUGGUCAUGGACUCCACCUACAAAACCAAUACCAAUCGAAUGCCUUUAUUUGUGA
Molecule: messenger RNA, 579 nt
Organism: Medicago truncatula (barrel medic)
Lineage: Eukaryota; Viridiplantae; Streptophyta; Magnoliopsida; Fabales; Fabaceae
Exons: 1
Coding region: 1-579 (192 amino acids)
Source: RefSeq, a predicted model, not a curated record